Molecule: messenger RNA, 2047 nt
Organism: Guyanagaster necrorhizus
Lineage: Eukaryota; Fungi; Basidiomycota; Agaricomycetes; Agaricales; Physalacriaceae
Product: eukaryotic translation initiation factor SUI1 family protein
Exons: 6
Coding region: 69-1883 (604 amino acids)
Biological process (GO): translational initiation; formation of translation preinitiation complex
Molecular function (GO): RNA binding; translation initiation factor activity
Source: RefSeq, a predicted model, not a curated record
CGAAUAUAUCGUGACGGCCAAGAAAAGGGAGGCGGCCUGAUCAACCACCCCCUCUACCACUUUCUUCCAUGUUCAAAAAGCCACUCGGAGGAUUCAAGAAUUCUGCGCCUAUUCGCAGCUCAGAUAGACGAAAACUCAAGCAACGCGUCCUAACAGCCUUUUCAGUCCCGCCCGAAGAUGGCGACCUGCUCGUUCCCGAGGGCAUCUUGACUGCAAAAUUCAGUACCCAUCUCGGUUUGCCGGGGGUCGCUUACCUGUCGUCAGAUGGCGAUCCUCUAUGGAUGACACUUGGCAAAGGAUCCGAUGAGCUCAUUCCGACGAUAUACACGCUGUGGAAGAAGCCUCAACUGCUACCAUUUAUCUGCACGCCAGCUGCAGUCAUACCAAUAUUGGUCGGAGGCGCGGAUCUGAUGAUCCCGGGAGUGAUAUAUCACAGUUCAUCGCUUGCCGAAGGACAGCUAGUCGCUGUGUGUCAGUUCGAGCGGCGGGAUAAUGUCCCCACGAUGUCUGCUCCUCUAGCCAUUGGGCGAAUGGCGGUGUCUAGUGACCAACUUCAGGAAGGAGGCAAGGAGAAAGGCAAAGCUGCGCUGAUCAUUCACGCCUGGAAGGAUCACCUAUGGGACAUGGGAUCCAAGAGAGAUCUUGCAGAACCUAUUCCCAUCGGAAUGUCGAAUACGGAUAUAAAAGAGGAAGAUAACGAGCAAUCCCCCGAGCCGGAACAAUCUGUACCACUUAUCGACGGGCCACCACCUUCAGAACCCCACCUGCAAGAAGCGACAUAUACACGGGAAGAAGUAUCUAUGCUUCUGCACAUGUCGCUUUUGCAAGCCGUCGAAACAACUCUGAAAUCUCUACCACCUUCGUCCUUCCCUAUACCACUAAGCACCUUCCAUACAACCUACAUUCUUCCAUAUCGUCCCGCCUUCCCAGCGCUGGUACUAUCUCCAUCCACAUGUCCGAACGGAGAACCAAAUCCCGAAGAUGUCACCAUCAAGGCCUCGACCCAUAAAUCGUUCACCGCGUUCCUCAAAGUGGCGGAGAAAGCCUCGCUUCUGGCUACCAAGGCUCCUCAGAAGCACGCUCAGCAGAACGAAGCCGUCGUGACGGCUGUCAAUGGAAGUCAUCCCUCCGUACAGCAACAUAAACCUUUCGUUACCCUUAGAGACCUGGAGCUCAAGGCAGCAAGGAAGGCCCAGCGAGAAGAGGAGGAACAAGAGAGGGAAGCUCUCGCCCACCACGAACUGAAUGUCCGCGAACUGUGGAAACCUCAUCUGGCCAGUGCUGAAUUAUUCAAAGUCAUGGGCGCGAGUACGUCAGAUCUCUACUCAAUCCCCGAGAUUCGUGCGUUGCUGAACAACUACAUCACGUCGAAGGAUAUCGUAAACCAAUACGAUCAGGCAUACAUCAACCUUGAUGAUCUCCUCCGCUCAUGUGUUGUGGCCAAAGCACCCUCAUCAAAGAAGGGUAAAGAACCGGAGCCCCAACAGUCCCACGACUUUAUGAGACGGAACGACCUAUACAAGAAAGUGUUGGAACGGAUGCAAAGCUGGUACGAGAUUCGCGCGGAAGGGAAAGAUCUCGUCGUCAAAAAAGGGAAUUUGGUACCGAUCCAUGUUGCUACCAAGAUCAGACAAGGACGAAAAGCGUCGACGUUCAUAACAGGAUUCGAGCCUUUCUUGAUCAAUGCUGAUGAGAUGGCUGAUGAACUGAGGAAAACUUGUGCAGGGGCGACGUCUGUCACGCCGAUCCAAGGUAAAGGAGCCAAUGCCGGCUCGGAAGUUCUCGUCCAGGGUAAACAGUCCAAGGCAGUUACGGACUAUCUUGUUGGAAAGGGUGUCCCUAAAAGGUGGAUAGAAGUGAAAGAGGCGGCAGGUAAGAAAUAAUAUAUCAAACACAGAAGUAUAUGGUAGGUAACCUGUCGAAGUACUAUCUCUUCUCGAAGCGCUGGGGCUUCUGUAUGAAGACGAGACUCUUCCUGCAAGUCUUUCGGUAGCGGUGGCUUGAAAUAAGAAGUCCAGCGACUUGGCCAGGCAAAGGCCCAGAUUUC